Tupaia belangeri chinensis (Chinese tree shrew) is the source of this 991-nucleotide messenger RNA. It is a transcript of the gene MED6, whose product is annotated as mediator complex subunit 6. The record is from RefSeq and is a predicted model, not a curated record. Lineage: Eukaryota; Metazoa; Chordata; Mammalia; Scandentia; Tupaiidae. The coding region runs from base 117 to 857 and encodes 246 amino acids. The transcript is spliced from 8 exons. Gene Ontology annotation, molecular function: transcription coregulator activity. Gene Ontology annotation, biological process: regulation of transcription by RNA polymerase II. Gene Ontology annotation, cellular component: mediator complex.
UUCCCUUAUGUCUGUCCCUUCUCACCAUCCGUCCUAACGUCUUUCCGUCGCUUUCGUCGUCGCAGUCGUUAUGUUUACUAUGCGCCGGAAAAAGAACCCGUAAACGCUUUGGAAUCAUGGCGGCGGUGGAUAUUCGAGAUAAUCUGUUGGGAAUCUCUUGGGUUGACAGCUCCUGGAUCCCCAUUUUGAACAGUGGCAGUGUCUUGGAUUACUUUUCAGAAAGAAGCAAUCCUUUUUAUGAUAGGACAUGUAAUAAUGAAGUGGUCAAAAUGCAGAGACUGACACUGGAACACUUGAAUCAGAUGGUUGGUGUCGAAUACAUCCUUUUACAUGCUCAGGAGCCCAUUCUUUUUAUCAUUCGGAAGCAGCAGCGGCAGUCUCCUGCCCAAGUCAUCCCGCUAGCUGAUUACUACAUCAUCGCUGGAGUGAUCUAUCAGGCACCAGACUUAGGAUCAGUUAUAAACUCCAGAGUGCUUACUGCGGUGCAUGGCAUUCAGUCAGCUUUUGAUGAAGCUAUGUCGUACUGCCGGUAUCAUCCUUCCAAAGGGUAUUGGUGGCACUUCAGAGACCAUGAAGAACAAGAUAAAGCCAAACCUAAAGCCAAGAGGAAAGAAGAACCGAGCUCUAUUUUCCAGAGACAGCGUGUGGAUGCUCUACUCGUAGAUCUUAGACAAAAAUUUCCACCAAAAUUUGUACAGCAAAAGACUGGAGAAAAGCCUGUCCCAGUGGAUCAGACAAAGAAAGAGGCAGAACCUAUACCAGAAACUGUGAAAUCCGAGGAGAAGGAGACCACAAAGAACGUCCAGCAGACAGUGAGCACAAAAGGCCCUCCAGAGAAACGGAUGAGGCUUCAGUGAACAUGGGACAGAGAACAGCUUUCAGGACUCUUGUGCUUUAUUAUACCUCAGUACUGUGGCUGGCCCUUGAGCUUACAAAUACUUGGUCACAACUCUCUCAUUUGUAUGGAAUACACAUGUUCUCCCAUCAUUCA